AUGACCAAUACAAAUCCUAUCAAACUUAGGUGUAGUUUUCAAGAUGAGCAAGAUGAAAAAAUUUUCGUGAUUGAGGUUUGCAAGGAAGAUAAGGUUACCACUCUUGAAUCUGCCGUUAAAAUUUUAUUAGCAAAUCAAGGUUACCAAGUUCUCUUUCUCAGCUUCGACCUCUAUGUUGAAAAUAAACUCAUAGAAUCAACCAAAGAGAUCUCUAAGUAUUUCGAUAAGCCUCCUGUUCAGGAUCAACAUAUGAUCAAAACACUUUUUUGCCUUGUUCAUGGAAAUCCUCUUAAAGUUAUGUUUUCGAUUGAUGUUGAUGCCAAUGAUACAAUUAUGUCUGUCAGAGAAAUCAUUGAGAAAAAGAUCUACAUUCCUGAUAAUAUGAGAGCAAAAGACCUUACGCUAUGGAAAGUAAACGUUCUGUACAAUAAAGAUGCUAUACAGGUUCCUGAUAAUUAUAUUCACAUUAUGGUUGAAAUAUCAAAUAUUGUCACUGUCCGAAGCUACUACGAUCUCAAAUAUAAUUCCAGUAAAUUUCAACAACUUCUUAAUUUCACUGGAUUGACCCUAAAGAAUAUAGAAUUUUCUGGAAGAAUAUUAGAGGAGAAUAUAGCUUCCUAUAAUUGGACUAGCCACGCCAAAAAUCACCUAGACCAACGCAGAAAAGUUCUCAAAUAUUUUAAAGAUAACUUAAAAUGUCAUCCUCCCACAGAGAUCAUCAUUGAAGAUGUUUCAAAUAACAAACAUUUACUUGAUAUUCCCAAAUUAUCAUGUUUGCCAUUUAGUGUUAAUAGCAGAACAGAUCUUGUCUUAGUAGAGAGGAAUUAUAUCAAAAGCAAAAUGUUCAGAACUGGAAUCCAUGCAAUUAUCGAGUUGAAAAAAAAAUUGGAAGACAGAGAUUUCCGGCAGGCUAUCCUCGAAAUGAUUGUAGCUGACAUACUUACAAAAUGUCAAAAAGUGAUCGGUGUGAAGAAUUCUUCACGCUUAUGUGAUCUACCGGCUGAAUCAAAUAAGUCUAGAUCGAAAAAAUCACCAGAUAUCGGGAAAAGCACUCCACCUACAUCUCAGACUUCAAAAACCAAUCAGACUAAU
Messenger RNA from Funneliformis geosporum, 1092 nucleotides. The record is from the annotation of a GenBank genome assembly. Lineage: Eukaryota; Fungi; Glomeromycota; Glomeromycetes; Glomerales; Glomeraceae.